Molecule: messenger RNA, 642 nt
Organism: Penicilliopsis zonata CBS 506.65
Lineage: Eukaryota; Fungi; Ascomycota; Eurotiomycetes; Eurotiales; Aspergillaceae
Exons: 2
Coding region: 1-642 (213 amino acids)
Biological process (GO): vesicle budding from membrane; late endosome to vacuole transport via multivesicular body sorting pathway
Cellular component (GO): multivesicular body
Source: RefSeq, a predicted model, not a curated record
AUGAACCGGCUCUUUGGAGCAAAGAGUGCGGCUCCGAAGCCUACCCUCGACAGUGCUAUUUCUAAUGUUGAUAAUCGGAUUUCCAGCAUCGAUGUCAAGCUAGCAGGCCUCAACUCGGAGUUGUCGACGUACCAGUCGAAGAUCGCCAAGAUGCGCGACGGCCCGGGAAAAAACGCCCUACGGCAGAAGGCGUUGAAGGUGCUGCAACGGCGGAAACAGUACGAGGCCCAGCGGGACCAGCUGUCGCAGCAGUCGUGGAACAUGGAGCAGGCGGGCAUGAUGCAGGAUAACCUGAAGAACGUGAUGACGACGGUCGACGCGAUGAAAACCACCACCAAGACGCUGAAGAAGCAGUACGGCAAGAUCGACGUGGACAAGAUCGAGCGCAUGCAGGACGAGAUGGCCGAGCUGAUGGAGAUCGGCGCCGAGAUCCAGGACAGCAUCUCGCGCUCCUACGACCUCCCCGAGGAUGUCGACGAGGCCGAACUCGACGCAGAGCUUGAAGCCCUCGGUGAAGAGUCCAUGUUUGACUCGGCCCUCGGCGAGUCCGCCAUGCCUAGCUUCAUGCAGGAUGAAGUCGCCCCCCCGCAGUUCAUCGAUGAGCCUCCGGAGCAAACCCAGGUCAAGGAGGCGGCGGGUUAA